Paecilomyces variotii is the source of this 2067-nucleotide messenger RNA. RefSeq names its product WD40-repeat-containing domain protein. The record is from RefSeq and is a predicted model, not a curated record. The coding region runs from base 1 to 2067 and encodes 688 amino acids. NCBI's taxonomy places the organism in Eukaryota, Fungi, Ascomycota, Eurotiomycetes, Eurotiales, Thermoascaceae. Gene Ontology annotation, biological process: proteasome-mediated ubiquitin-dependent protein catabolic process. Gene Ontology annotation, molecular function: protein binding. Gene Ontology annotation, cellular component: Cul4-RING E3 ubiquitin ligase complex. The transcript has 6 exons.
AUGAGUUCCCCCGCCCCAGGCUCCGGACAGCGAUCGACAUGGGAUGAUAACCCGGAUGGAUACCCGGGUAGCAGCGAGCCAGACCGAGACGAGGAUGAGGACAUGGACUAUGAGCCUGAAUCAGAGCGCUCGGAAGACAUAGAAUAUUUUGACGACGCAGAGAGCCACGAAGGCGACGAAGCUAUUAGACAGGGCCUAUUCGAUGAUGACGACGGUGGCGGCUUGAGUAAUAUCCAGAUCGAGUUCACCAUGGAUGAUUCUGAGCAUGAAGGAGAGGGCCAGGAGGGCACACAGCGGGGGACCAGAGUCACGUCGGCGCAGAUUCUGCAGGUGCUGGGUGCGAAUGGUCUCCGACGAAUUUUACAGAGCCACGGCCUUCUCGGACCUGGAAUUGAUGAUGAAGAUGACGACGACGACGAGUAUGGAGUGCAAAUGCAUUACGGUUUUGGUUUUGGGCGUCGGAGAAGGCGCAGGCAAGGCCCUCCGGAGGAGGUGUAUCCGAAGGUCCCUAGCGAGGUGGGCAGAGAGCUCAUGAUGUCUGGCCAUUAUGGAAACAAUCCGGAUUACGUUGAUGACCUGAAGAAACGCAAGAAGAGGUUAGCAACAAAGCUGAUGUGGAGGGAGCUCGGCAUUGAGCCUGGUCGUGCCCAGAGGCGAACAACUCAGUCGAUAUUCCAGGACAUGAUCCCGGGAACCGUCACAGACAAGAUCAUACACUUCGAUUCGCGGUCUUAUUCAGGACAGUUUUCUGACGAUGGCAACUUCUUCUUUUGCUGCUCGCAAGACUUUAAGGUUCGGAUGUACGAUACGUCCAACAUCUUCGACUGGAAGUACUAUAAGACGGUGGAUUACCCAUUUGGACAGUGGACGAUUACGGAUGCGAGCUUGAGCCCGGACAACAAGUACUUGGCAUACAGUUCGAUCCGCCAUCUCGUCUGUCUAGCACCUACAGAUCCUGGUGACCAGUCCGACCCUAUCCUGCUGGAUUUCUCCAAUCCUCGACGAAGAGCUGGUGGCUUCUACGGGGACUCACAUUUCGGUAUAUGGUCUAUCCGAUUCUCAGGUGAUGGACGUGAGAUAGUGGCCGGUACUUCCGGCGGAUCUGUCAUUGUUUACGACAUUGAGAGGAGAGAACCGACACUCAGGCUGAACAAUCACCAAAAUGAUGUCAACGCUGUGUGUUUUGGUGACUCUUCGUCUCCGCAUAUUCUCUACUCUGGUUCGGAUGACACCACGCUGCGGGUGUGGGAUCGACGUUCCAUGGGCGACGGACGCGAGGCGGGAGUCUUCAUGGGCCACACCGAAGGACUGACUUAUGUUGAUACUAAAGGCGACGGCCGUUACGUCUUGUCUAACGGCAAGGAUCAGAUGAUGAAACUCUGGGACUUAAGGAAGAUGAUGACCACGUCUAAAUUCGACCAGAUUGAUCCCGAGGCAUACACAACAGGCUUUGACUAUAGGUUCAUGGCCUAUCCGGAAGACUAUUAUCAGCCGCAUCCGCACGAUUGCUCUGUUGUGACGUUCCGCGGGCACCGCGUGCUUAAGACUCUCAUCCGCUGUCAUUUCUCUCCGCCUGGAAGCACGAAUUCCCGAUAUGUAUAUACUGGUAGUGAGGAUGGCAAGAUCUACGUGUACAACUUGGAUGCAACCCUGGCUGGAACAAUCGACGUCGGUCGAGCCACGCUCAACUCGCGUCCGCGAGAUGCUGAUAUCUAUGCUGCUGCAUAUGACCUACGGGGCCAUAACAGUGAGAUGCUCUGGAAGACUUGUGUGAGAGACGCAAGUUGGCAUCCCACCGCCCCUAUGAUUGCUGCAACAUCGUGGAACGGUUGGGGCAUGUCGACCGGUACUUGUACCAUGCAUUCCUGGAACGACGGUGCCGCGGAAGACGAAGGCGACCCUCCACCCGGGAAGAGCUACGACAGCAGACUCAACAGUAUUCCGUCUUUCAAUCGCUACUCCGAAAAUAGCCGCAAUCCUGGUGUGAGAAGUCGUCCAGUCCAUCGAGAGCCGAGAUAUGAUCCGCACUAUGAUCCCAUGGACGACCUCGAUGCAGCAUGGGGCUGA